AUGAAGGGUCUGCUAGUGAUCUUUGGGCUUUGUUUGGCCCUUUGUGAAGGACGAAUUGACACAUAUCGGAGGCCCGUGCAGAAUCGAGAACCACAUCAAGGUGUUUUCGGCGAAGAUUACAAUGAUGCCGACUCUGAAGAUACCUACGAAGAUGCGUUGAGUGACAGAUCAUAUAGAGUUAAUGAGUACGAGCCAACGUACGGGUAUGCGAAAAACCACAAGAGAAGGUUAGAUAGUGAAAGUGAAUAUGAACAAAGACAGCCAAAGUAUAUUAGUGGUAGAAGCCGGGGAAAAUAUUCAAGCUUCGGAAGCAGUCCACAGCACAAUUACGGUAGAGAUCCAAUAUCCAAGAAGCACAGUUAUGGUCCUGAGAUAAGAGACCGGAAGAAGGAUUACCGUUCGAUUCCGGGAUACGAAUCGCCUUAUCAGCCGUACUCUCCACCAGGUUACAGCCAUCCACCUCCGCCGCCACCACCAAGCUACAAACCGGUGGUACCAAAACAAAACUGCCAACAAAAUCUUCUUAUCGGAUGCAGUCCUACGGUGACCAGGGUUCCAUGCGGUGGGCAUGAAAGUAGCUACCAUUCCGUCGGUUCUGCCCUUCCCCAACCGCCAUACCAUUCACCAACAGCAGCAAUGCCGCCACCUCAACCGACCGCAGUAUACCAUCAUCCGAAACCAGCAGUAACCUACCAACCACACACACCAGCCGCUGCUCACCAUCAUACCCACAUACCCAGCAAUCGUCAAUCGUCACAGCCAAGCGUGCCUUCGUUUUCGCCGCCGGUAAAAGAGGACAUCCAGGAAAUUUCGCAACGGCCGUUCAUUUCAGCCUUCCCAACAACUACGACCAGUGCACCGCAGCUUCCCACCGUAGCAGCAGAUCGAGACCAGCACUUCCGAUUUGCCGAAAGGACGACCAAUCCACCGCUACCAUCAUCUACGGUCAUCGAGAACAUUCCCAGCCCAAAGGAAGCAUCCGGAGAUGAACCAGAACCAUCGGCCACACCCAGGGCAGCCAGUGCACCGCAGCCACCACCGGCACUGAUACCUGAACCGGCACUGGUACCUGAACCGGUACCGGCAUCUGAGCCGGCCUCGGUACCGGAACCGGCACCGACACCAACACCUUCGCCGUCACCAGCACCGGCUACGUUAGCGGUUGAUGAUUUCUUCGACGACAUACAAGACUAG
This is a messenger RNA of Topomyia yanbarensis, 1194 nucleotides long. RefSeq lists its product as uncharacterized. The record is from RefSeq and is a predicted model, not a curated record. The transcript has a single exon. Lineage: Eukaryota; Metazoa; Arthropoda; Insecta; Diptera; Culicidae. The coding region runs from base 1 to 1194 and encodes 397 amino acids.